AUGAUGAAAAAUCGACUAUUUCGAUUAUUCAAUGUAGCUGAGAUUGGGUCGGGCCAAUCGGUUGUGGUUUUCCUCCACGGGUUUCCCGAGAUAUGGUACUCCCAGCGCCACCAGAUGAUCGCCCUCUCCAACGCUAGUUACCGUGCGAUCGCACCCGAUUUCAGGGGGUACGGGCUGUCUGACCCACCAUCCGAACCUGAAAAGGCCUCCUUUGCUGACCUCAUCACCGACCUCCUCGCUAUCCUCGAUGUCCUGAGCAUUCCAAAGGUUUUUCUCGUAGCUAAAGAUUUUGGGGCUCGGCCUGCCUACUAUUUUUCCCUUUUCUACCCGGAGAGGGUCUCAGGAAUCAUAACCAUGGGUGCGCCGUUUUUACCCCCAGGUUUCGUAACAUUCGGCAAACACCUUCCUGAAGGUUUCUACAUCUCAAGGUGGAGGGAACCUGGACGAGCUGAAGCUGAUUUUGGCCGUCUUAAUGCCAAAACGGUUAUGUGGAACGUCUACAUCCUCUUCUCCAAAAGUGAAAUACCAAUAGUUGGAGAAAAUCAAGAAAUCAUGGAUUUGGUGGAACCUUCUACUCCUCUUUCCCCAUGGUUCUCGAAGGAAGAUCUUGAAGCCUAUGGAGCUUUGUAUACAAAAUCUGGUUUUCGCACUACCCUGCAAGUUCCUUACAGGUAAAAUUGGUUUUGUCUUGUGUUCACAUAAGUGAAGUAAAUAUAGGCCCGAGCCGUCUUCCAUCACUGCCCUUUUGUCUACAAUGCAAGGUAAAGCCUAUGCCAGUGAGAAUAUUUGUGAGAACAGGGUACACUCUAUGAGAAUAUUUGUGUAUAUUUGU
Camellia sinensis is the source of this 832-nucleotide messenger RNA. The record is from RefSeq and is a predicted model, not a curated record. NCBI's taxonomy places the organism in Eukaryota, Viridiplantae, Streptophyta, Magnoliopsida, Ericales, Theaceae.